Molecule: messenger RNA, 2924 nt
Organism: Ipomoea triloba (trilobed morning glory)
Lineage: Eukaryota; Viridiplantae; Streptophyta; Magnoliopsida; Solanales; Convolvulaceae
Product: mitochondrial substrate carrier family protein C-like
Exons: 7
Coding region: 321-2636 (771 amino acids)
Biological process (GO): transmembrane transport
Cellular component (GO): mitochondrial inner membrane
Molecular function (GO): S-adenosyl-L-methionine transmembrane transporter activity; calcium ion binding
Source: RefSeq, a predicted model, not a curated record
AUUCUCCUGACAAACAAAAAUAAACAAAAUUGAUCCAAAUUUAGCUUCAUUCUUCAUUUCAAUCAAAGUUCUGUGUGUAUAUGCACACAUGUAGUUAACAUAGUUGACGACACUGUACAAUUCUCUGUAUGUACAUAUUGAAAGGCUUGAUCUUAUGCAGCCUGAUUUGUAGAAACAGUUAAGGUUUGUAUUCUGGAUCUGACUUGUAUUAAUUUUGGCUGGUUCUUUGAGGAUUAACUGAAAACGAGCGUUUUUUGUACUGAUUGGGUUUGUAUUUUAGUGUAUAGAGUGGGGUAGUUAGUUGAGCUAGGGUUAGAAUCAUGGCGUUGGGACCCGGGAAUGGGGAUCAUGUGGAGUCAUUUUGCAACUCAAUACAAGUAAUCAAGAAGGUGUUAUCUCCAAUUGAGUCGAGUAUAAGGAAAGUUGCAAAGGAUUUUGAGCAGAAAUGGCCUGGAUUCAAGGUUGGAGAAGUUGAUGAUAGCACAAGUGUGAAGAGAAAUUGUAAGAGUAUGGGUGGUUCUGGUGAGAAAAAGAAGAGAUUUGCAGUGAAGGUGCCAAAUGAUGUGUUUGUAGGGACAUUUUGGGGCUGGAAAGGGUUGAAAGAGAAAAAAAGUGGAGGAGAUUGUAAGAAAGGUGAUGGGGAUUGGUCUUUGUUGAUGAAUAAGAUUGGGAAAAAGCUGGUUCAGAAGAUGAUUACUGAUGAUGUUUGUCCCAGUGAGAAUUCUGUGAAGGCAAGGAUUGUACAUGAAGUUAGGAAACAGGAAUUAAAUGAUGGAGCUGUUAUGGUAUCUUCUGAUGAAAGAUUGGGUCGAAAACAAGGGAAAAAUUUAUCAAUUGAGUUGUUUAUGGGGUUUUUGUUUGAUCAGCUAGCUCAGAAUCAUAAAAAACAUGACUCUUGUGGUUUUGAGAAGGGAUGUAGUCAUGCUGCCCUUGAGGAUCCAGUUUCUCCUGCUGUAAAUCAAUUCGAUCAUUUGAAGGCGCUUACUAGUGUUUUCGAGGGCAAGAGAGCUGAUGCAAACAGGUUUUUAGGGAACUUGAAGUUUGCAAGAGUGGGCAGUGUUCCAUCGAGUGCCGAUGGAGUCUGUUCUCCUGUAACUGAAGACAGAGACAAUGCAGUCAAUAGCUCUAGUCCUCUUGAAAAUAGUGUGGGCAAUUCGCCACAAAGAUUGGCCAAUGGGUUGCUUAGUAUUCCCUUGUCAAAUAUUGAGCAGUUGAGAUCAACUCUUUCCACUGUUUCAUUGUCUGAACUAGUCGAGCUCUUGCCUCAGUUAGGCCGACCUUCUCAGGACCAUCCCGACAAGAAGAAAUUAUUUUCCGUUCAGGAUUUUUACAGAUACACAGAAGCCGAAGGAAGGCGGUUCUUUCGGGAGUUGGAUAGAGAUUGUGAUGGCCAAGUCACUUUGGAAGAUCUUGAAGUUGCCUUGAAUGACAGGAAACUUCCUAAGCAAUAUGCUCAUGAAUUUAUGCGCCAUACAAGAAGUCACUUGUUUUCAAAAUCUUUUGGUUGGAAACAGUUUCUGUCUUUAAUGGAACAGAAGGAGCCAACCAUUUUGCGGGCUUAUACUAGUCUUUGCUUGAGUAAGUCGGGGAUGCUACAGAAAAGUGAGAUAUUAGCCUCAUUGAGAAAUUCUGGGGUUCCAGCAAAUGAAGACAAUGCUGUUGCCAUGAUGCACUUUCUAAAUGCAGAUAGAGAGGAGUCCAUCUCCUAUGGACAUUUCCGGAAUUUUAUGGCCUUGUUACCAUCAGACAGAUUACAACAAGACCCUCGAAGCGUCCAGUCUGAGCCUGCAACUGAAGUUUCUGUUGCACCACCUAAAGAGAUGCCCGCUGAAAAUGUUCUGAAAUCAGCAUUGGCGGGAGGUAUUUCUUGUGCACUGUCCACGGCAUUAAUGCAUCCUAUUGAUACUGUUAAGACGAGAGUACAAGCAUCUAUGCUUACCUUCCCACAAAUCAUGUCCAAGCUCCCGGAAUUUGGAUGGAGAGGGUUAUACAAAGGAUCUACUCCAGCAAUUCUAGGACAAUUUUUUGGCCAUGGCUUGCGGACUGGAAUUUUUGAAGCAAGCAAGCUUCUGAUGAUAAAUAUUGCUCCCACCCUUCCAAAUAUGCAAGUUCAAUCCACGGUGUCAUUCUGCAGCGCUAUACUUGGGACAGUAGUCCGAGUGCCAUCCGAAGUGUUGAAGCAAAGAUUGCAGGCUGGUCUGUUUGACAAUGCAGGGGAAGCAUUUAUCGGUACUUGGAAGCAAGACGGUCUCAAGGGUUUCUUCCGGGGGACCGGAGCUACUCUCUUCCGUGAGGUUCCAUUUUAUGUUGCGGGCAUGGGCCUCUAUGCUGAAUCUAAAAAGGCAGUUCAACGGCUUUUAGGGCGAGAGCUGGAACCGUGGGAAACAGUGGUUGUCGGGGCUGUAUCUGGAGGUCUGACCGCUGUUCUGACAACACCGUUCGACGUGAUCAAGACCAGAAUGAUGACUGCUCCCCAAGGCAAGGCGGUCUCGAUGUCAAUGGUAGCGUUUUCUAUAGUGCGUAACGAGGGCCCCCUCGUGCUGUUUAAAGGAGCAGUUCCCCGGUUUUUCUGGGUCGCCCCUCUCGGUGCAAUGAACUUCGCUGGCUACGAGCUUCUCAGAAAAGCUAUGGGCUAAAACGAGGUAAAACUCGCUCGAUUCAUCCAUGUUAACUUGGCUCUGUCAAAAUCUCUACUUCUCUGGUAAAAAGUAAAAGCUAUGAUGUUUUGAGCAUAGCAAUUUGUUGUAAAAACUGUAAAUUGCCAUUGAUGCACAUACAGAAUCAAAAUUACUGCAACAGAAAUGGUGUGUAUGUUCCCAUAGAGAAAGGUCAGAGGUAUUUGUGUGAAAAGUUGGUUGAAUGACUUUGUUAAAAGUUUUAACACUUUAAUUAAGUUAGAUGCAUCAUUGGCUAUUGGUUAAUGA